GCAGAGACCAUCGAACCAGCGAAACAGCUAGCAACAUAUCCAAGAUGUCAGCCGAAGGCGAAGAAGAAUUACUCGACUACUCCGACUCGGAAGAAGUCAACAACCAACAACAAGCGGAAGGCGGCGACGCAGCAGUAAAGAGUGAAGAAACUGACAAAAAGGGCUCCUAUGUCGGUAUCCACACGACUGGGUUCAGAGACUUCCUCUUGAAGCCUGAGUUGUUGAGAGCCAUCGCCGACUGCGGUUUCGAGCAUCCUUCGGAAGUGCAGCAAUCCUGUAUUCCGCAAUCGAUCUUGGGUAACGACGUCUUGUGCCAGGCCAAGUCCGGUUUGGGUAAGACUGCGGUCUUCGUCCUCUCCACGUUGCAACAGUUGGACCCUACUCCGGGCGAGAUCUCCACCGUGGUCAUCUGCCACACGAGAGAAUUGGCGUACCAGAUCAAGAACGAGUACACGAGAUUCUCCAAGUACAUGCCGGAGGUCAAGACCGAGGUUUUCUACGGUGGUGUGCCAAUCCAAAAGGACAUUGAGAUCUUGAAGAACAAGGAGACCUGUCCCCACAUUGUGGUUGGCACCCCCGGCAGGUUGAACGCCUUGGUGAGAGACAACCUGAUCAACCUGAAGCACAUCAAGAACUUUGUUGUCGACGAGUGUGACAACGUUUUGGAAAACAUCAACAUGAGAAGAGACGUCCAGGACAUCUUCAGAGCCACUCCGUUCCAGAAGCAGGUCAUGAUGUUCUCCGCCACCUUGUCCAACGAGAUGAGACCAAUCUGCAAGAAGUUCAUGAAGAACCCGCUCGAGAUCUACGUCGACGACGAGAAGAAGUUGACGCUCCACGGCUUGCAGCAGUACUACAUCAAGCUGGCCGAGGAGAAGAAGAACGUCAAGUUGGCCGAGUUGUUGGACUCGUUGGAGUUCAACCAGGUGAUCAUCUUCGUGAAGUCCACCAAGAGAGCCACCGCCUUGAACCAGUUGCUUGUAGAGUCCAACUUCCCGUCCAUCGUGGUCCACUCCGGCAUCCCACAGGAGGAGAGAAUCCAGAGAUACAAGCUCUUCAAGGAGUACAACAAGCGUAUCUGUGUCUCGACCGACGUUUUCGGAAGAGGUAUCGACAUCGAGAGAAUCAACUUGGCCAUCAACUACGACAUGCCCAGCGAGGCCGACCAGUACUUGCACAGAGUCGGCAGAGCCGGUAGAUUCGGUACCAAGGGGUUGGCUGUCUCCUUCAUUGCUGCCAAGAAGGACCAGGAGAUCUUGGACAACAUCCAGGACAGAUUCGACGUCAAGAUACAGGAGUUCCCUGCCGAGGGCGUCGACCCUUCGACAUACAUGAACACCUGAGCGCCCUGUGCCUCCUCUUUUUGUAAUUGUAAAACAACACUUAAAUAAAAC
This is a messenger RNA of Pichia membranifaciens NRRL Y-2026, 1394 nucleotides long. RefSeq lists its product as hypothetical. NCBI's taxonomy places the organism in Eukaryota, Fungi, Ascomycota, Pichiomycetes, Pichiales, Pichiaceae. The record is from RefSeq and is a predicted model, not a curated record. Bases 45 to 1343 code for a protein of 432 amino acids. Gene Ontology annotation, biological process: mRNA splicing, via spliceosome; mRNA export from nucleus. Gene Ontology annotation, molecular function: RNA binding; ATP binding; RNA helicase activity. The transcript has 2 exons.